This is a messenger RNA of Dujonia railenensis, 258 nucleotides long. NCBI's taxonomy places the organism in Eukaryota, Fungi, Ascomycota, Pichiomycetes, Serinales, Debaryomycetaceae. The record is from the annotation of a GenBank genome assembly.
AUGACGCUAUUUUGUCCGCUUUGCUCCACAGAAUUGAAGCAACAUCUACUCCAGCCUAAGCUUGCAAUAAUCUCAUGCGUCAACCAGAACUGUAUAUACCCGUUCAACAUGUCCAUGGAGGAAAUCAAAAGUGAGAAUUUAAUAUUCGAGGUUAAUUCUAACGAUAUCAUGUAUGGAAUGAAGCAGAAGCUAAUGAAAUCAAAUGUUGACAGUAGGAUAGCCGACUUCAUGAGUAAAGAAGAUGACCUAGUAGACUAG